UCAAAAUCUCUUGGUUUUGUUUGUAAAUUUGAGUUGCGAUUUCAGUUCAACUUUAUUUUACAUAUUAUUUAUAAAAAUGAGCAACGAACAAAAAGACCAAAAACCAGAAGUAGAACAAACCGCAACUCCAAGUAUAUCCGAAUUCGACGCAGUGCAUCCGAGAUUUGUGAAAGAGAACCCCGAAGAUGUGGUCAAAUACGAACAGGAGCAUUAUUACUACUGUGAACAGUGUAGAAUGUAUUUUGCGCCCACAUUUGAGGCCCUCAGGGUUCAUUUCGACAAAGAAAUAAUCACUCAUGAGCCCAUUGGUUCCUGUUUCUACUGCAAAGGAAAUGUGUUCGGAUAUAAAAAAUCAGGGCAGUUAAGGGCCUAUCAUAAUUGCCCCGAAUGAAUUGAAAUCUACCAAGCUGCCUUUGGAGAUGUAAUAAAGGUAAUAAUGCUUAUUUUGACUUGAAUAUAAUACAAAAGAUUUUGAAUAUGAUAUUAACACCUGUAAGAAGAUAAUUAUGGCAAUACUCUACAUGGUAAUACUUCAAUAAAAACAGUACAAAGUUGAAGGUGAGCUAUGGACGGUGAAGACUUCACAGGGAGAUUGUAAUUGGAAUAAAAUAAUUAGGAAUGCUUAUUAAAUUUUUAUUUUUUUACAAUGAAAUGUUACAUAUUGUUGAAUAGUGGGUACCUGAUCACUUUGUUAUUGCUUGUUUUGUUUCUGUUUUUUAUUUUUAAUUAAAUUAAUUUUGUGUUUAUAGUAAUAUAUUGCAAUGAAUUUUUAUUUGUGUGUUAUUUUUUUGCAAAUUAAGUGAAUUAUUUACAAACCGGCAACACCGUUUUCUACUUGACGUAAAUUUGACGUUGCCUUGCCUUGGUCUACUUUAAGCUGGCUUAAUAAUGUUUAGGUAAG
Messenger RNA from Phyllotreta striolata, 901 nucleotides. NCBI's taxonomy places the organism in Eukaryota, Metazoa, Arthropoda, Insecta, Coleoptera, Chrysomelidae. The record is from the annotation of a GenBank genome assembly.